AUGCGUGGCGCUCAGUCGGCUGCUGCGAGGGGUUUGGUGGAAGACGAAGUUUGUAAAUUGCCAAAGGAUGUCGGUCCAUGCCGUGGGGCCUUUCUGAGGUAUUACUACGACUACGAGACCAAACGCUGCGAUGAAUUCAUGUACGGAGGAUGUAAAGGCAAUGCAAACAACUUUGAGAGCAUAGUUGAAUGUCAAGAACGUUGCAUGACAAACAGUCAGCUUAAAGCAAUGUUCUUUUUAGUCUGCCUCAUAGCUUCAUAUAUAUAUAUAUAUAUGUAUCACUUUUUAUUCUCUACAGAACCAGCUGAAAAGGCAGCAGACGUGGACGUUUGCAAACUGCCGCAAGACACCGGUCCAUGCAGGGCCCUGCUUCCGCGUUUCGCCUACAACGACACGAUCAAAGCCUGCGUGCCCUUCACUUAUGGUGGUUGUCAGGGAAAUGGAAAUAACUUCGAAACCAAAGAGGAGUGUGAGGAAAAAUGCAUGGCCCCGAGUGUUGACCCAUGCAAGCAACCCAUCAAAGUGGGACCAUGUCUGGCCCUGAUUCCGCGCUAUGCGUUUGAUUCAGCAGCUGGCGAGUGUGUUGAAUUUAUGUAUGGUGGCUGCAACCCAAACGACAACAACUUUGAAACUCUCGAAGCAUGCCAAGCGAAAUGUCCAGGUUCGAACAUUCUCAUAGCAAUAACCUUAUUGUACUUUGUUCUCGACGAGUGCAAGUCUAUGCACACGAUUAACUCAAAUUCCGUACGUGGAUUUAAAAAAAACAUUUGUUAUUCAUUGUUUGCAGGAAAAACUGUCAAGGCAGCAGCAACUGACCUUUGCGAACUGCCGCAAGAUACUGGUCCAUGCAGAGCAAGGUUUAUACGUUACGCUUACGAUGGCAAGGCCAAGGCCUGUGUGCCCUUCACUUAUGGCGGUUGUCAGGGGAACGAAAAUAACUUCGAAACCAAAGAAGGGUGCGAGGAAAAAUGCAUGGGUACGUCUGCAUGGGUUGGCCUGAUCUAUCUGUAUCCUCGUUUUUACUGCAGAUGCCAAAGGUACGGCAGAAUCGAAUGA
Molecule: messenger RNA, 1056 nt
Organism: Dibothriocephalus latus
Lineage: Eukaryota; Metazoa; Platyhelminthes; Cestoda; Diphyllobothriidea; Diphyllobothriidae
Source: the annotation of a GenBank genome assembly